Molecule: messenger RNA, 458 nt
Organism: Achroia grisella
Lineage: Eukaryota; Metazoa; Arthropoda; Insecta; Lepidoptera; Pyralidae
Product: proton-coupled folate transporter-like
Exons: 4
Biological process (GO): transmembrane transport
Cellular component (GO): membrane
Molecular function (GO): transmembrane transporter activity
Source: RefSeq, a predicted model, not a curated record
GUACUCUGUUCUCCAUCAGUAUCUUCAGUGACUUCAUGAAGUUAGACGAUACAGUUGUGGGCAUCAUAUCCUGUACCAGCAAGAUCCUCGCUUCAUUCAUAUUCGCGUUCGCAACCACCACAUUGGAAAUUUAUAUAGCUCCUCUUGUGGAGAUCUUUAAUGGCACCUCGUUCAUAGCGAUGAGGUCUAUCGCUUCAAAACUGGUGACUAGUGAAGAAUUGGGUAAAGUAAACUCCCUAUUCGGCUUAGCUGAGGCGAUGAUGCCAUUAGUGUAUGGGCCGUUAUACUCAAGAGUAUACAUGGCAACACUGAAUAUGCUGCCAGGCGCAGUGUUUUUGUUAGGUGCGGCUAUGACGGUACCAGCCGUUGCAAUAUUUGGGUGGAUGUAUUUCGAGCAGAGAGAAGACAACAAACAGACAGACGAAACUGAGAAUACCAGCAAAGAAGUGUAACUCUGU